CGACGAACUGUUCGGUUAUCCUCUUUGUUUGCUCUUCUGCCUUCUCCUUUUCCCUUUCUCUUUGUUUUCAAUUCUCCCCUCUCUCUUUCUCUCACUCACUCACUCACUCAUUCUCUCUUUCUCUGUGAUACAAUUCUUCGUCGUCUUUUCUUACAGUCCCAGUGUUACUCUCUUCAUCUCUCUAUCUUUUUCUCUCUCUCUCUCUAUUUUCUUAAGUGCAUCCUUAUUAUUUUUUUUUUGUUUUGUUUCGCGCGUCUCAACAAUUUGCUACAUAUUUCCUACUUCUGGAUUUCUUUUUGGUUUGCAACGAAAUUUAUCGUCUCGAAGAUUUCCAUAAUGACGUCAAAUAAUUUACGAACAGAUUUUAGAAAGUUGAUUCAAGAGGAGGGUUCUGUUAAAAAAACUAUCAUCACUGGAUUAGCCGAGAUGAUGGGUACAUCGAUAUUGUUGUUCCUUGGAUGCAUGGGAUGUGUUAGCGGUCUUGGUGUCAUCCCACCUCAUUUACAGAUCACAUUAAAUUUUGGCCUAAGCGUUAUGAUCGUUAUACAGUGCUUUGGACACAUUAGUGAAGCUCACGUUAAUCCCGCCAUCACAGUCGGUUCAGUGGUACUCGGCAAGAAAACUAUCCCAGAGGCCUUGGUUUAUUUGUUGGCUCAAACGUUAGGCGCCGUCUCGGGUUAUGGCAUGUUAAGGGUGGUUACACCUAAGGAGAACUUAACAUUAGGAGGAUUAGAUGAUGCCGACAAAUUAUGCGUCACCGAUUUACACCCAAAUGUAUCAGCAAUUCAAGGACUUUUAAUCGAAAGUUUAUCUACUUCGGUUUUGAUGUUGGUCACCUGUGCACUUUGGGAUUCGAGAAACGCAAAGAAUACGGAUUCUGUGCCAUUAAAGUUUGGUUUUACGGUUGCAACUUUAGCCACAGCAUUUGGCCCUUAUACUGGUUGCAGUAUGAAUCCAGUCAGAUCGUUGGGACCAGCUAUUUGGAACAAUCAAUGGAAUCAUCAUUGGAUAUAUUGGUUUGGUCCAAUCGGAGGUGCUUUAUUAACUUCGAUAUCUUAUCGCAUGAUUUUUGGUGUUCGACAUUCAAUGGAAGAGGAAAAUAUACCUGAAAGAGUAGCUCUUAAUAGCAUCGACAUUUCUCAAAAAACAGAAAUUAAAGAGCAACCUUGACUUUACUCCCUGGAAUAAACUCUCAUGGAAAUUGGCCAAACUACUAUCGUCCGCCAUUUUGAACGACGUCCUUUUUGAGAUUCUCGAAUGUGUAAUGUUCAAAAGACAACAGGGAAAUGCCAGGAAAGUUAGCAACGAGAUGGGACGGUCUGUUCAAUAGUCACUGGCCUACUAACAAAGUAACAACGUUAAAGAAGGGAUGAUAAAACUUAGAAGUCUCAAUAAUUGUUGGAAAUAAGUUAUUCAAUUGUAAUAAUCAUACGAUAUCUAAUACUCGUAAGUCGUUUUGACUUGCGUGGACUGACGAAAAAUCAUUUUUCAUAACGAGUU
Molecule: messenger RNA, 1500 nt
Organism: Vespa velutina
Lineage: Eukaryota; Metazoa; Arthropoda; Insecta; Hymenoptera; Vespidae
Product: aquaporin-like
Exons: 5
Coding region: 337-1170 (277 amino acids)
Biological process (GO): transmembrane transport
Cellular component (GO): plasma membrane
Molecular function (GO): water channel activity
Source: RefSeq, a predicted model, not a curated record